AUGCUUACUCUUCAGAGCUCCCAGGCCGAGCGUGGGUGCCGUGCGCAAGCUCAAUGCGGAGCGCCGGGACCCGAGGAUGAGUGUCUCGCGCACGCUCGUUACCCGGAGCGCACCACGCCGAGGCGGGUAUUGCGCAUGCUCGCUGCCCGGCCGAUCUUACUGGCUGCGGGCAAGUCGAAAUCGAUAAAUGGCAGUGGUGGCGGGGAAGUUGAGCUUUCGAGGCGAUGUGUAGUGAUUUUCGCAGGGCUGAGUCUGGAACGGAGAUAUAUCCAACAUAGUGCUGAUUAUAGACAAAAGGGUAUUCCUAGAAGUUUUACCCUUCUUGCCCGACUUGAAGGUAGAAGUUCCUUGAAAGAAAUAGAACCAUACCUGUUUGCUGAUGAAGAAUCACCUGUCCAUGGUGAUAUUCUUGAAUUUCAUGGUCCCGAAGGAACAGGAAAAACAGAAAUGCUUUAUCACUUAACAGCACGGUGUAUACUUCCAAAGUCAGAAGGUGGACUGGAAAUAGAAGUCUUAUUUAUUGACACAGAUCACCACUUUGAUAUGCUUCGACUUGUUACAAUCCUUGAGCAUAGACUGUCCCAAAGCUCUGAAGAGAUAAUAAAAUCUUGCCUUGGAAGAUUCUUUUUGGUGUACUGCAAUAGUAGCUCCCAGUUACUUACCACUCUUUACUCACUAGAGACUAUGUUUUGUAGCCACCCCUCUCUCUGCCUCUUGAUUUUAGAUAGCUUGUCAGCUUUUUACUGGAUAGACCGUGCCAAUGGAGGAGAAAGUAUUAACUUACAGGAGUCUACUCUGAAGAAAUGUUCUCAGUUUUUAGAGAGACUUGUUAAUGAGUAUCGCUUGGUUCUCUUUGCAUCAACACAAAGCAUCAUGCAAAAACACUCAGAUGCAACAGAAGGACCUUCUUCUGCCUUUCAGUGGCCAAGUAAUGAGGAUAUAGACUAUAGACCCUAUCUCUGUAAGGCAUGGCAACAAAUGGUAAAGCAUAGAAUAUUUUUUUCCAAACAAGAUGAUUCUAAAAGGAGCAACCAGUUUUCCUUAGUUUCACGUCACUUAAAAAGUAACAAUAUAAAAAGAUAUUUUUUUACUAUUGGAGAAAGUGGGGUUGAGUUUCCUUGA
Molecule: messenger RNA, 1122 nt
Organism: Orycteropus afer afer
Lineage: Eukaryota; Metazoa; Chordata; Mammalia; Tubulidentata; Orycteropodidae
Gene: XRCC2
Product: X-ray repair cross complementing 2
Exons: 4
Coding region: 1-1122 (373 amino acids)
Biological process (GO): double-strand break repair via homologous recombination; DNA strand invasion
Cellular component (GO): Rad51B-Rad51C-Rad51D-XRCC2 complex; replication fork; centrosome
Molecular function (GO): four-way junction DNA binding; ATP-dependent DNA damage sensor activity; ATP binding
Source: RefSeq, a predicted model, not a curated record